CGACAGAUUCAUGAUUCCUGACGGUACUCUCAACGGCGACGAUGUCGACUUCGCGUUCGGAUUUGGAAGGAGAAUUUGCGUCGGACAGUAUGUCGCUGAUGCCUCGGUAAGGACAGCCAUUGCGACGCUUCCUGCGGCUUUCACGUUUGAGAAGGUGAGAGGAUGAACAUGGAGAUGAGGUUAACUUCCAGCCCUUCCCCUGCCACUUGCCAUCAUCCCGCGGGACUCUACGAUCACCGUUGACAGCGUGGGGAGGAUCGUAUCUGAAUCCCUUGAAUCCCGAAGUGAACAGCGUAUGGAACCCUAUUGACCUGCCUGUUUCGCCGGCCUACGAAUGUCGAGGACCACCUAAACGCUGUUAAUGCGCAAUAUGAAAGAACAUUCUUCGUCAUAUCGGGGAUGUGGGUCCGCUGUGAACUCGGAAUCACCAAUGCUUGCGCUUGGAACUCGGUCUGGAAGUUCAUUGACCUUUGCAACAAACAAACUCUUACGGAGCAACUCUUCGAAAGCAUUUUGUCCACAGACAACUUUGGUCUACAAUAUACAAGACUG
This is a messenger RNA of Coniophora puteana RWD-64-598 SS2, 552 nucleotides long. RefSeq lists its product as uncharacterized. The record is from RefSeq and is a predicted model, not a curated record. Bases 11 to 166 code for a protein of 51 amino acids. Gene Ontology annotation, molecular function: oxidoreductase activity, acting on paired donors, with incorporation or reduction of molecular oxygen; monooxygenase activity; heme binding. The transcript has 2 exons. Lineage: Eukaryota; Fungi; Basidiomycota; Agaricomycetes; Boletales; Coniophoraceae.